AUGGAGUUACAUUCCGUGUUCGAGACCAAAGAAACACCAGUAGCGUCGACUGAACCACCGUCACCACCACAACCACCCAUGUCCUCCUCCGUUCCCUCUUCGAAGCCUCAUCCUCUCAGAAGCUUCGUUUUGUCCAACCUUAAGUGGCCUCUUGAAUAUCCCUCCUCCACCACAGCCGCCAAUGACCACCGCUACCACUUCUGCAACGUACUUUCCGAGUCGACUCCCGACUCGGAGCCCCAUGCGAAUGAUCCUCCCGCGGUCAAUGAAGAUCAUACUUCCCUGGCGGUCCGUAAACUCGACGAUGCGACUCUGUUUCCUGGCUCGGAACCUCAGCUCGCUCAUCCGCUGAAGUCCGAUCACCACUUGCUCGGUAAACUAGCCGGUUCGACUAGCACGCGUUCUAAAUCCCGGUGUCGAAAUGAUCCGGGGGCUGACGUGACGAAUGGCCUCUCCUUCGUCGGUUCUUCUGAGCGCUUGAUCGUAAAGGAAGCGAAGAAAAUUCCGGAGAAGAAACCUGCGAAGUCUAUCCGUGUGCUGCUGAAACCGGGUGAUAAAUCAAAGGUACCUGACCCGAAGCCAAAGAUCUACCUUCGUAUUUCAACCAAGAACAAGUCAACUGCUGAUGGUGCCGCAAAAGCAACGGAGCAAACCUCACCGGUCGCCGCCGAAGUCAAAGAACUGCCGCCGAAGCCGUGGAAUCUGCGCCCUAGAAAACCGUCGCCUAAGAGUCUCCACGGCGAUGGAGUCGGAGUAUCAUCAAGAGCUGGGGGAGCAUCGGCUUGGGCACGAAAAGGAACGAACUCGAAAGUUUCGGAGGAAAUACCAAGACUUUCUAUCGCGCUGUCGAAGGAAGAGAUCGAAGAGGAUAUCCUCAUGCUCACUGGGUCCAAGCCUGCCAGGAGACCCAAGAAGCGUGCGAAAACCGUUCAGAAACAGCUCGACAGUGUUUUUCCGGGAUUGGGGCUGAGUUCGAUUACGCCGGAGUCAUACAACGUCAACGUUGCUCCUGGGAAGGGUAAUUGA
Juglans regia (Persian walnut) is the source of this 1026-nucleotide messenger RNA. RefSeq lists its product as uncharacterized. The record is from RefSeq and is a predicted model, not a curated record. The transcript is spliced from 3 exons. Bases 1 to 1026 code for a protein of 341 amino acids. NCBI's taxonomy places the organism in Eukaryota, Viridiplantae, Streptophyta, Magnoliopsida, Fagales, Juglandaceae.